GCAUUGUUGCUUUCCAGCUGUGAAUAGCAGAGUGCCCAGCAGCUCCACUGGCUCCUUGCACACUACAGAAUCCCCUACUCCUGAGCCCUGCUCACAGGCAUCAAGCAACGUGGUGUCACAGUCAGUGCUCCCUAUGUAUCCUUCAGUUGACAUCGAUGCUCAUACUGAAAGCAAUCACGACACCGCUCUGACCCUUGCAUGUGCAGGAGGUCACGAAGAACUUGUUUCUGUACUAAUUGCACGUGGUGCCAAUAUUGAACACAGAGAUAAGAAGGGUUUUACGCCUUUGAUUCUUGCUGCAACUGCUGGACACAUUGGUGUAGUGGAAAUUCUUUUAGACAAAGGUGGGGAUAUAGAAGCGCAAUCUGAGCGCACAAAGGAUACUCCGCUUUCUUUGGCAUGCUCUGGUGGACGCCAAGAGGUUGUUGAUUUGCUGUUGGCCCGGGGAGCAAACAAAGAGCAUAGGAAUGUGUCUGACUAUACACCAUUAAGCCUCGCUGCAUCUGGUGGAUAUGUCAAUAUCAUCAAGAUUCUUCUCAAUGCUGGGGCAGAAAUUAAUUCAAGGACUGGGAGUAAGCUAGGUAUUUCUCCUCUGAUGUUGGCUGCUAUGAAUGGCCACGUACCUGCCGUGAAGCUGUUGCUCGAUAUGGGUUCUGAUAUUAAUGCCCAGAUUGAGACCAAUCGGAACACAGCCCUCACCUUGGCCUGCUUCCAAGGCCGAGCAGAGGUGGUCAGUCUGCUGUUGGACAGGAAGGCCAAUGUUGAGCACAGGGCAAAAACUGGUCUCACGCCGCUGAUGGAAGCUGCUUCAGGAGGAUAUGCAGAGGUUGGAAGGGUUCUCCUUGAUAAAGGAGCAGAUGUUAAUGCUCCACCUGUGCCUUCCUCAAGAGAUACCGCUUUAACAAUUGCAGCAGAUAAGGGUCACUACAAGUUCUGUGAGCUGCUGAUUAAUCGAGGAGCGCAUAUUGAUGUUCGUAACAAGAAAGGAAAUACACCUCUUUGGUUGGCAGCUAAUGGUGGUCACUAUGAUGUAGUUCAGUUGCUUGUGCAGGCAGGAGCAGAUGUGGAUGCAGCAGAUAAUCGGAAAAUAACACCUCUCAUGUCAGCAUUCCGUAAGGGCCAUGUGAAGGUAGUUCAGUUCCUAGUGAAAGAAGUUAACCAGUUUCCAUCGGACAUUGAAUGCAUGCGAUAUAUAGCGACUAUAACUGACAAGGACCUGUUGAAAAAGUGUCACCAGUGUGUGGAAACAAUUGUGAAAGCUAAAGACCAGCAGGCUGCAGAGGCAAAUAAGAAUGCAACUAUAUUGCUGAAGGAGCUAGACCUGGAAAAAUCAAGAGAGGAAAGCAGAAAACAAGCUCUUGCAGCUAAGAGGGAGAAAAGAAAGGAAAAGAGAAAGAAGAAGAAAGAGGAACAAAAAGAAAACAAGAAGAAGAUGAAGAAAAUAAGCCUAAAGAAACUCUAGAACUACACGAAGAUGAUGAUGAGGAAGAAAAUGAUGAUGAAGCGGAGCAAGAAGUUCCUAUAGAGCCUCCUAGCGCAACUACUACAACUACAAUUGGGAUUUCUGCAACUUCAGCUACUUUCACCAAUGCCUUUGGGAAGAAGAGAGCUAAUGUGGUGACUACUCCCAGCACAAAUAGAAAAAAUAAGAAAAAUAAAACAAAAGAGACUCCUCAGAAUAUGCAGAUAAUUUUGCCAGAUCAGCAUAUAUCUCUAGCACAGCAGAAAGCAGAUAAGAAUAAAAUAAAUGGAGAGCCAAGAGGUGGUGGUGCAAGUGGAAAUAGUGAUUCAGAUAAUUUGGAUAGCACAGACUGCAAUAGUGAAAGUAGCAGUGGAGGUAAAAGUCAGGAGCUGAACUUCACGAUGGAUACAAAUUCCUCUGAGCGGCGCUAUGCCUCAUUGCUUAUUCCUUCUCAGGAAGAAAAAACGAGCACUUCAGCUUCAAAAACACCAACAAGGUGAGACUUCAGUGUUAUUUCCCUA
Meleagris gallopavo (turkey) is the source of this 1983-nucleotide messenger RNA. The record is from RefSeq and is a predicted model, not a curated record. NCBI's taxonomy places the organism in Eukaryota, Metazoa, Chordata, Aves, Galliformes, Phasianidae.